AUGCAUACAUCAAAUCCAAAGUCCUCAGGCCACCAGAGGGCGCUCGGUAAUGCCUCUCUUCCGGGCUGCCUCGAGAAUGGAGACGUGUUCAGGACCCUGGGACUACCCGACAACUUCAUCAUUGGACUUGACGCCAUGGCAAUGACAACGAGCAAGAGCCUUUCAGGCUUCUGUGAUAUUCCACCUGGCGUCCAUCUUCUCUGGGUCCAGCAACCGGACGGUGUCUCCCGCUGCGGAUAUUGGUUCGUGACAGGGAGCCAAGGAAUGGUUCGAAUCAAGGAAUGGGACGUCUACAAUGAGGUGCUGCAAGAACCGAGCCAGUCCGAGGUAUUCCAAAAGCAUAGUGCGGAAUCUGCACCUCUGGCUUUACAUCCGUACACUCUGCACGCUCAUCGAGGCAAGCCCUUGACGCCAUUGAACAACACACUUCCCAGCUGGGCUCGGUCUCCAACAGCACUCUGGAACGCCCUGACUAGCGCCAUAUCCAACCAUUCUCUCAGCAGAAUCACCGGGAAACGAGACGUCAGCGAAUACCUCGUCGACUCGAUGGAUUCUGCCAGAGACACGCACCGCGGCGAGUCAACCUUUCUCUUCACCCAAGACUUCCGCGAUCUCCAAGUCCUCGAUCUCAGUGGCUCCCUGAAAUCCCGCGUCGUCGACACCUCAGCUCGGAUCCAAGCCUUACUCGCCAACACCACCGAUAACAGCAACCAAUCAUCAUCAUUCUCCGAGCAAGACAUACUCGCCGAGCUGCAGUUCACCUUACUAACCGGCACGCACCUCGGCAGCCCCGCCUGCCUCGAUCAGUGGUGGAACCUAACCCUCAAGAUGAUCCUCCGCGCUUACAACCUCGCCGUCUCCCACCCCCGUCUCACCCGGGACCUCCUCCAGAUCCUCCACGCCCAGCUCUUCUACAACGAGAACUACGUCGGCUCAUCCUCAUCAUCAGCUUCUUCUUCGAAAGCCGCCCAAGCAGACGCAGCCGAUCACCACCACCUCGGCGGUGGCGGUGGUGACCACGCCGCAGCGGACGGCCCGAGCAGGGACAGGCCUAUUUUCCAGUACAAGCCACGGAACAGGGAGAAGCUCCGCGAGGCGCUGGUCGAGUACGGGCGGCGGCUGACCCAAGUGCUACAGGGGCUGGGGGGAAGCGCGGCCAGGAGGCCGGAGCAGGAGGCGGUUGGCCAGGCGUUUGAGGAGCUGGAGACGUGGUUGUGGCGGCGCGGUUGGGACCUGAGGGGCGGUAGCCAUUCUCGUCGGCCGGGACGGGGAAAGGAUGAUGACGACGACGUACAGGUGCCUGACAGCGAUGAGGAUGAGGACGAGCAGCCUGUGGUGGUCGAGCUCGAUGAGAAAGGUCGUGAGAAAGGGUUGAUUUCUUUUAGGGACUAG
Molecule: messenger RNA, 1392 nt
Organism: Parathielavia appendiculata
Lineage: Eukaryota; Fungi; Ascomycota; Sordariomycetes; Sordariales; Chaetomiaceae
Exons: 1
Coding region: 1-1392 (463 amino acids)
Biological process (GO): spliceosomal tri-snRNP complex assembly
Source: RefSeq, a predicted model, not a curated record